Molecule: messenger RNA, 795 nt
Organism: Eimeria mitis
Lineage: Eukaryota; Apicomplexa; Conoidasida; Eucoccidiorida; Eimeriidae
Product: SAG family member
Exons: 4
Coding region: 1-795 (264 amino acids)
Source: RefSeq, a predicted model, not a curated record
AUGGCACCUCUCAAACUGCUCACAGUCGUCAGUUCCUCGCUCUUCUUCCUGGCCAGAGCCAACGGCGAUCCCGCACCCAACCAGACAACUUAUAAUGUAGCCUUGGGAGAAGAGGGAAAAUGCCUCGCCGAGGUUAAUGCUGCCCGUGUGGCAGCUGGGUUCAGCGAACUCACAAAAGCAACUCAAGCAGCAAGCAGGCUGCCUCAAGGAGGCAAAUUUCCACAAAGCGAACAACCUAAAUGGGCCUGGAAGCCUGUGUGCGAAGCCUUGAUUCCAACCACAGAAAAAUCAAGAAGUACUAGCAAUUCUGAGGAUGCAGCUGAUUUCCAGAGCGGCACAUACGCAUACCUUCCGAUUGACAAUGCCGAUUCCGUCGACUGCAAGGCCGUUGUGGAUAAGUGGAAGGAAGCCUACACCAACUUUGAUGGAUUGCCUCCGGCUAACAAGGAAGAAAAGAAUCUUUACGACAAUCAGGAGAACGUCUCUUUCGUAGCCCUGUACAACCCUUCAACGGAGGCUACUGCAGAUUGCCGUGUCGUCACCUGCACUAAAACGACGCCUGCAGCCGGAGCGGCAGCUGCCGGCGGAACAGACAGCACGGGACAAAACACAGAAACAAAAGCCUCGGCUUUGAUUUGCAUGACCGCACCUGAUGUACUUGCCGACAAAGAGAAGGCCCCUUUCACAGAGGAGCAGUGGGAACAGAUCGUGACCGCUCUCGAAGGCUCUGCCUCGGCUGUUGCACCCGGUGUGGUCGGUUUUGCAUUGGCGAUCGUUGGCCUCAGCAUGCUGUGA